This is a messenger RNA of Arabis nemorensis, 2151 nucleotides long. NCBI's taxonomy places the organism in Eukaryota, Viridiplantae, Streptophyta, Magnoliopsida, Brassicales, Brassicaceae. The record is from the annotation of a GenBank genome assembly.
AUGGCCGAUCAUUUGAUCCUUUCUUCUCUUCAACCUCCUCCUUUUCUCAUCUUCCCUUGUUAUCUUCACCGUCGAUGGAGAUUUUCCGGUGGAAGCAGAUUCUCCGUUCCUGAGCUCCGAUUGUCCUCUUCGCAACUACAAUUGGCUAAUUCCACUUCAUCUUCACAGUCUUCUUCUUCGGAUUCUGCUCCGGAGAAGUUCGAUCUCGUGUCCACCACUCGGCUUAACGAUGGAAGCCAUGUGUUCCGGUUCGGGGAUGCGAGCGAAAUUGAGAGAUAUCGUGAGACUGAAGCAAAAUUGAAAAAGCAACAUGCUAAGUUAGCUGAAGAAGCCAGUGAAGAAUCUGAUGCGAAUAUUGAAACAGGUUCUGAGAAAGAGGAAAGAGCUGCUCCUUCUAAUCUUAGCAAUGUCGUCAUCAAAAUUAAGGAUCGUAAAAGGGUUCGUUCUUCUAGUAAGAAAAAGAAAGAAACUUCAAAUUCGGCGCAGAGCGAAGAUAAAGUUAACGCCAACAUUGCUAGUGUGUCCAAUCUAAGCUCUGUAGUUACUGUAGCAGAAGCUAUUCCUACUAGCUCUACGGAAGAAAAAGUUGAAGCCAAAGUUGCUAGUGUGUCCAAUCAAAGCUCAAUAGUUAGUGCAGCAGAAGCUAUUCCUACUAGCUCUACUGAAGAAAAAGCCGUCGUUCCUAGGGAAUCUGAGCCGGUCAAUGAGAAUGUAGAGCCUCUUUCUUCUGAAGUUAUAGAGAAAGUCUCUGUAAAUGAAAUAGAAAACUGUGAGAUAACAAAUGGUUAUCAACAGCUCACUGAGAAUCGUGUGGAGGUUCAAGCAAGACCGAGAUUAUCUACUUCCCAACAUGGCUCACAGUCAUAUGAUCUCGAGGAAGUAGCUCAUGUAUCUACCAUUGAACUUGAUGAAAACUUGGAUGUGAGGGAAACUCCAAGGAAAACUUUUGAAGCCGAGGAGAAUCUUGUCGUUGAACCAAGAGCUACAGCUACUGUGUCUCCUGAUGAACUCAUUUCAACUUCAGAAGCAACACAUCACAGCGUUAACAAGAUAGCUGAAACGCCUGUAAUUGAUACGUCUGAGGAGAAUCUUGUCGUUGAACCAACAGCUACAGCUACUGCGUGCCCUGAUGAACUCAUUUCAACUUCAGAAGCAACACAUCACAGCGUUGACAAGAUAGCUGAAACGCCUGUAAUUGAUACGUCUGAGGUGGCAAAUGAAGGAGAAAAUGUGGCUUCAACCAUAGAAGACGAAAUAGCUGUGAAUGACACGAAUGCUGAUAAUGGUUGCAUAUCUAAAACCGGCAGUGACACAGAAGGCGAAGAUCUCCAACUUCAUGCACCUGAAACGGCCGGUCUUGAAUCCAUCGAAGUGGCUUCAGACAGGGAAGAAUUUGUGUCCAAAGCAUAUUACUUGGAAUCUGGUUUUGCUUCACUCCAAAGCCCCUUUAAGGCAUUGGCAGGUCGGGAAGAUGCUUAUUUUGUCUCUCACCACAACUGGCUAGGUAUUGCCGACGGAUUCUCCCAGUGGUCUUUUGAAGGAAUCAAGAAAGGAAAGUAUGCUCAAGAACUCAUGAGAAACUGUCAAAAGAUUAUUUCUGAUGAAACUGACAAGAUAACUGAUCCAGUUCAAGUUCUCCAUCGAAGUGUCAGUGCGACUAAGUCCCUCGGAUCAUCAACAGCCUUGAUUGCUCAUCUUGAUAAUAAUGAACUUCACAUUGUCAAUAUUGGAGACUCGGGAUUCAUGGUUAUCAGGAACAGAGCAGUAUUGCAGAAAUCGUCUCCAAUGUUUCAUCAUUUUUAUUUCCCCUUGCAAAUUACACAAGGCGAUGAUGUUCGAAAACUUGCAGAGGUUUACCAUGUGAAUCUAGAAGAGGGCGAUGUUAUCAUCACAGCAACUGAUGGACUCUUCGACAACUUAUACGAGAAAGAAAUUGUUACAAUAGUUUGCAGGUUACUGGAACAGAGUUUGGAACCUCAGCAGAAAGCGGCAGAGUUGGUGGCUGCAAAGGCACAAGAGGUGGGACGAUCUAAGACAGAGAGAACACCAUUUGCAGACGCAGCUAAAGAAGAAGGAUAUGAUGGAUUCAAAGGUGGUAAACUUGAUGCUGUUACUAUCAUUGUUUCACUUGUAAAAACUGUCUCUAGCUAA